Molecule: messenger RNA, 2273 nt
Organism: Nicotiana attenuata
Lineage: Eukaryota; Viridiplantae; Streptophyta; Magnoliopsida; Solanales; Solanaceae
Product: trihelix transcription factor GT-2-like
Exons: 2
Coding region: 331-1935 (534 amino acids)
Source: RefSeq, a predicted model, not a curated record
GGAAGUAGAAGCAGCAUAUCUAUCUAGUAUCUACAUUUCUCUCUCUCUCUCUAUCAAAGUUUCCUCCAUCUCUCAAACUCCUCUAUCUUUCACCUUCUUAUUAGGGUUUCUUGUUAAUCACUUCGUACACUCAAAAACACUAAAAAAAAACCUAUAAACUUGAACAGAAGGGAUGCGUUUGUGUUAGUUUCUACACAUCAUAAAUACAUCAUAAAUCGUAGAGCAGAGUACAGUAGUUUUUUUGUGUGUGUGUGUGUUUGUUUGUUUCUCUCUCUAGUAGGAUCUGUUUUGGUUCAACGAAAAAGAACAAAUCUGAAGAAAAGGGAGGCUAUGCAAUCAGAUUAUGAAAUGGCUGGGAUCCAUCAUCAGAGAAACAGAAACCAACAGCCACAAGUGGAGCAGCAGCAGCAGCAACAGCAUAGAUUUAUAAUGGAAAAUGCUUCAACUUCUUCACCAUUUUUUCCAAUAAACUAUAAUCAUCACUACCCUCCUCAACAACCAAAUCCUCUUCUUCAACCUUUUACUCAACAGUUUUUCCAAUACCAACAUCUCCAUUACAGAUCCAUUUUAGAACAACAACAACAUCAAGAUAUAAGGCUAGAGCUCAACGCAGAAGGCGAAAAUCAUCAAGUUCAAGGUGUUUCAGUCCCAUUUUUUCCUUUAAGUUUCAAGGAAGAUAGUAGUAGUAAAGGAGAAAGAGAAGAAGAUGCUUUGAUUCGUGGGAGUGAGGGAUACAGCAACGAGGCUCGACAAACUUCUCUAGCUGUGUCUCAUUGUUGGCAAAACCAAGAAGAUUCUGCUAUUAAACAACCUUUCUGGAAGCCUCUUUGUGCGGAAUUUUCAAAUGGGAAUAAUAACAACAGCAAUGAAAGUGAAAAGAACAAACAUGAAGAGGAUCAAGAAAUGUAUCCUGAAGAAAUCCAUCAGCAGCAAAUUAUUAAGAGCUUAGAAGAAAAUAAAUGUAGAGUAGUAUUUGGUGAGUUAGAAGCCAUUUAUGCUACAAAUGCUGACAACACCAAUACUACUAAUAUUCAUCGAAUUGCAUCUGAAUCUGUUCUCACUGCUGAAGAUUUGCCAAUUAAUAAUAACAAUAAUGUCUCUUUUCCUGUGGCAACUUUCAACGAUUCUAAUCAAACCAGUGGGCCCACUGCCAUUGCUACAACAACUCCUGGUGCAAUUGAUAUUGGAUCAGAAAGUGCAUCAGUUGGAGAAGCAACAAGGGAAGAUGAAGUUCAUAAUAAAAGGAAGAGAAGGAGAAAUGCAAAAGAAGGAACAAGUAUUACAAUGGCAAGAUUUUUCGAAUCCUUAGUAAAGAAACUCGUGAACCAUCAAGAAGAUCUUCAAAAGAGGUUUAUGGAAACGAUUGAGCGAUUGGAUCAAGAAAGAAAAGAGAGAGAAGAAACUUGGAGGGAGCAAGAAUUAGCAAAGCUUCAAAAAGAAGCAGCUGUCAGAGCUCAAGAAAGAACAUUGGCUUCAAAUAGAGAAGCUGCUCUUGUUUCUUACUUAGAAAAACUCACUGGUCAAAAGAUCAAUUUUCAACAUGGAUCAGAAUUACCAAUCAAGAAUGAAGAUAAGAGUUGUAGUAGCUUGGCAAAGUUGAAUAACAAGAGAUGGCCACAAGCUGAAGUUGAGGCCUUAAUUCAGAUAAGAAAUUGCUUGGAAUCUAAGUUUCAAGAGGCUGCAGGUUCAAAAGGGGUACUUUGGGAAGAGAUAAGUAACUCAAUGGCUUCAUUGGGAUUUCAGAGAAGUGCCAGAAGAUGUAAAGAGAAGUGGGAGAAUAUGCAUAAAUGUAGUACGGUCAAGAGAACAAAAGAAAUCACGAGGGAACAGUUAAAUGAUGGAAAUAAUAGUAUUGACUUUGUAAUUCAAGGAAAUGAUACUGUUGAUGAUCAUUUGGGUACUGUCAACCUAACUGAAGGAAACAAAAGGGAAUAGUGAAAAAGAUAACAUGGAAAUGGUGAGAGCGAAAAUGGAAAUGGGAAAGAAGAAAUGGAAGAAAUAGAAGAAGGUGAGAUAUGAAUUAAGGAUUCAUUUCAUCAGAAUCCAGACAAAUGAGACAGCCAAGCUAAGAACAUUACUGGUUCCUUUCAGGUGUCGGCUUUUUUGCUCUUUAAUUUUUGAUCAUUUCUUUUUUAUCUGUACUGGGUAUUUAUUUGUUCAUCCUGUCAUUUCUUUUUCUUCCAACACUGAAAUGAGUUUCCUUUUUAGAUGUCGUUUCUUAUAUUUUCUAGUGUAACUAUUGGUUUGAAAUUUGAAGAGUAUUCUAUAGGCCA